ACAAUAAUAAAUAUGAAAUUGAAACAACAACCCCAAAUCUUAUCCCCAACUAAUAUUAAAAAACGAAAAACUAUACCCCCUGAAUUGCUUGUGGAUAUAUUCAAAACCAUCAACACCUUUCCAUAUGAACCGUCGAGAGGUAGAUCAAAGGAUCCAGAUGCCUUUUAUAUUAAAAUAUUAAUUAAAAUAUUAAAAGGAUUGUGGAUCUUCUAUACUAAAAAGUUGAUGACUUCUUCGUCCAUUGUCUAUUUAUCAGCUGGAAAUGCUUUCCGACAGUGCAAGAAAACUAGAAAAAAUAAAAAAAAUUAUAAAAUGUCUUCUGACAAUUCUCCGGACAAUUAUCUGGCAGGUGGAAAUAUUCGUGAUGAAUUUUCUAUGAUAGAAGAACAAGCUAAUAACAUUUUAUUUAAUGAAGAAUAUUCUUUGAAUCCCGAUAUGAAGGUGUUUUGGUCUGAGAAGUUCUUACGUGUUUUGAACGAAAAAAGAUCAUUGAAAACAGUUUUGAAGGAUUUUCAUGAGAAGGAAGUAAAUACUUUGAAAUGUUUAAAUUCUCGACUUAAGCAUCACUAUACAAAAUUAAUGGCUGAGAGCAAGAAAGAAAUGGGAACUUUGACGACAAUUGAUACUUCGUCUUCUGAAAAAUUGGUUUUUGAAGCAGCUACGGCACAGAACAUUUCACAGGUACCUGUUCAAGAUGAAGUUUCUUUAGAAGAAAUGGCAAAUAAUAUUUUGAUGAAAGAAGAACUGUCUAUUAACCCAAAUACAAAGGUUUAUUGGGUGGAGAAGUUUUUACUUGUUUUGACUGAGAAAAAAACUUUGAAUUCUCAAAUGGCAGGAAUUUUGAAGGAAAUGAGUAUCUUGAAAUAUGAAAACUCGUUGCUUAAACACCACUACACCAAAUUACUUAACGAGAAAAAAAAAUUGGGGACUUCAACGUCAACUGAUACUCCAUCAUCCACAGAUGUUUUAGGGUCGAAUCUGAAAGCUGUUUUAAGUGCUUUUGUUUCACCGAGUGCGAAAUCUACAAUUUCAUCUCCAACAACAAGUACCGGCUCACAAGAGAAAACUGUUACAGAAAAGACUGCCUCCAUGAAAAAAAUUAGCAUGGUUUCAAAAGCUUUUGGUUCACCGAGUGAAAUUUUGAAGUUUUCAACAUCUCCAAAAAGUUACACACCACAGAAAACUGGUACAGAAAAGACUGCUUCUGCGAAGAAACAUGGAAUAUGUUCUGUUUGCGAACUUGAGUCUGAUAAAAUAGGCAAUAAUUAUGGAGCAAAGAAUAAUUGUAGUGCUUGUAAGGACUUCUUUCGAAAUAAUCAACCAUUUGUCGACCAACCAUGCAAGGAAUUAACAAAUAAUUGCACAAAGGAUAAACUUUUAUUGUGCAAACGCUGUCGGUAUCUUAAGUGUCUGAAGGUGGGAAUGAAGGCGGAGAAUGUAAAUUUGAAGCAUGUUAGACGACCAAAAGAAGAAGCUGGGUCGGAAGGAGAUGAAUCCACAAAGAAACCCAAGAUGGACUCAUAA
Meloidogyne enterolobii is the source of this 1524-nucleotide messenger RNA. Lineage: Eukaryota; Metazoa; Nematoda; Chromadorea; Rhabditida; Meloidogynidae. The record is from the annotation of a GenBank genome assembly.